AUGGGUUUCCGUCUCUCAUUUUGCCUUAUAUUAUUAUUAAUGUUGAGUGAUCUCACUCUUGUGAGUAUCCGUGCUAGUGUCUACAGUCCUGCUGUGGUGUACGUACUGUUAGCAUUACAUGAGGCUGUACUUCUCACUCUCGCGUUACUUCUUGGCUCCUUUGUGGUCCAUACACGAUGGGCAUUAGUAGGACCUCUUCGUGAUGCUUUUCAUUUAUUACGGGUGAUCAUCCCAUUGUGGAUUCUACGAGUCGUGUUUACCUUUUUACCCACUUUGUAUAGAAUUGUGGUUUUACAAGAUCAACAAGAACAUCAUCAUCGUCGUGCCUGGUCGGAUGUGUGGUAUGGGGUUCUUUUUAGUCUUAAUAUUAUUAUUUUCAUAGCGUUUAGUUUGGCCCUUUUACAUGCUAUUUGCUUUCUUAGUGAGAAAACACUGUACACUCCCUAUGUGCACAGUCAUCCAUCUCGAAUUUCCUCUUCUUCUUCUCUUGUCGUUGGGGGAAGUGUUAGUGGUCCUUCGGAGCUUAACAGUAAUCCAUUAGAACGUCCUGUUUAUGAGGAUGCCGCCUCACAUCCAUGUGAUGUCUCUUCUUUGGCUUUUCUGCGAACAAGUCAUAAUUCAGAUCGACAGCGUUCUUUGAGUUUGGCAACACCGCAGGAAAGGCGGCGAUUGCGAUAUUAG
Molecule: messenger RNA, 681 nt
Organism: Trypanosoma theileri
Lineage: Eukaryota; Euglenozoa; Kinetoplastea; Trypanosomatida; Trypanosomatidae
Exons: 1
Coding region: 1-681 (226 amino acids)
Source: RefSeq, a predicted model, not a curated record